CUCGAAUUAACACCACAUUCAGUAGUUGUGGCUACUACAAGGAGGCUGCCUUCAGAUUCUGGUGGUGCCUUCGCAGACUGGGCAACCACAUCCUCUGCCGGACGCGCCGCCGCCCCCGACGAUCUCUCCCUGGGAUUCAAUGCCGGUCCCGCCUCCGCCACCCGGGGGGCUCCGGCCGGAAUGUGGUCCGGAGGGUCUAGGUCAGUCAACUUUGGCCAUUCCGAGAUGGGCAUGGUGGGCCUUCGAGAUGUCUUCGUGGUGGCGUCUGCUUCUCCCUACCAUAACGACGUCGUCAUGCCCGAUCCUCACAACGGCGCCAUCCACGGCGUCGGCGUUAUCCCACUCCUCCCGGCGGGUCCUUGUCUCGACGGUGACACAGGCAACAUGCUCAAUCUCAGCAGUCAUAAUCGAAGCCGUAGCAGCGGAAUUCAGCUGUGGCAAGAUCAUUACCUGAAGGAGCACGGCCUUCCCGAGCACAACGGUACGACUAGCUCCGGCAAUCUUGCUCUCAGCGGCGGCGGCGGUGGAGGGUUAAGCGGCUCGGCUUUGAGCUCAGGAGGUACAACGUGUCAGGACUGUGGCAAUCAGGCGAAGAAAGAUUGUAGUCAUAGAAGGUGCAGAACUUGCUGCAAGAGCCGAGGUUUUGAUUGCCCUACUCACGUGAAGAGCACAUGGGUACCCGCUGCUCGUCGGAGGGAACGCCAGCAUAUGGCUGCCGCCGCUUCCGCUGCAGCCGGUGGUGGUGGUGGGUUCAGUGGAGCUACAUCAGUCGCCAAGAAACCUAAACUCGUCGCCUCGCAAACCACUACCGCCUCACGUACUUCUACUUCCAACACAACUCCUCCUCGAAGCUUUGACACUACCUCAAGCCAUCAAGAUGCGAGUUUCAAAGAGUCAUUGCCGGGUCAAGUACGUGCGCCGGCUGUGUUCAAGUGCGUUCGUGUUUCGGCGGUGGAUGACGGCGGAGACGACGAGUAUGCUUAUCAAGCAGUUGUGAAGAUUGGUGGCCAUGUGUUCAAAGGGAUUCUGUAUGAUCAAGGGGUUGAAAAUGGAGAAGCCUAUCCUAAUAUCUCUGACCUGCAUUUGGGCGGUGGUGGUGGUGGACACGGCGGAAGCAGCGGCGGUGCCGGAAGAAACGGAGCUUCUUCUUCGUCCCCAAUGCUUGAUCCUUCUGAUAUAUACGCCGCUGCUUCAGGUGGGGCUUUUCUUGCCGGUUCAACAUAUGGUAAUGCCAUAAAUUGAUGAGAAACUGUCUUUCCGAGUGCAAGAUAUUAAUGGAGACGGGCUUGGGAAGGAAGGAAGAAAGAAAGAAACCAAGAAUCAAAUCAUCAUCAUCAAUGAAUGAAUGACAAUGGAGGCCUAAUUUUCCAUCUUUUUGCUUAUUUUUCAUAGUGGGGGAUCAAUAU
Neltuma alba is the source of this 1406-nucleotide messenger RNA. RefSeq names its product protein LATERAL ROOT PRIMORDIUM 1-like. The transcript is spliced from 2 exons. The annotation marks the transcript as partial. Lineage: Eukaryota; Viridiplantae; Streptophyta; Magnoliopsida; Fabales; Fabaceae. Gene Ontology annotation, cellular component: nucleus. Gene Ontology annotation, molecular function: DNA-binding transcription factor activity; DNA binding. Gene Ontology annotation, biological process: positive regulation of DNA-templated transcription. The record is from RefSeq and is a predicted model, not a curated record.